Phyllostomus hastatus (greater spear-nosed bat) is the source of this 6770-nucleotide messenger RNA. It is a transcript of the gene CACUL1, whose product is annotated as CDK2 associated cullin domain 1. Gene Ontology annotation, biological process: ubiquitin-dependent protein catabolic process. NCBI's taxonomy places the organism in Eukaryota, Metazoa, Chordata, Mammalia, Chiroptera, Phyllostomidae. The transcript is spliced from 9 exons. Gene Ontology annotation, molecular function: ubiquitin protein ligase binding. The record is from RefSeq and is a predicted model, not a curated record. The coding region runs from base 771 to 1871 and encodes 366 amino acids.
CCCCAGCAGUCCCAUAAAGAGCUGUCCAGGCGGGUCCACUCGUUUUCAAGUUGCAAGGCGCUUCUCCGGGGCUGCUGUGGCUCCCUAGUUCCACCCUCAAGCCAAGGCCGGGCUGCAAGGCCUCUGCGGUGCGAAGGCCCGGUAAACUGGCUGAGCACUCGAAAAACACCCUCGAAUCGGUGGAAGACCAUCGGCCAAGGAUUGUACUCAGUUUAUGGAGCCGUCCAGAUACCCGUCGUCCGGGUAACCAGACUGCGAACGCGCAUGCGCAGCCCAGUACCCUUAUUACAUGAGGCCAAGGCGCAGGAGGGCGGGGCGGGGGGCGACCGAGGCUCGCCCGGGCCCUUGGCCUCUGGGUUCUCGGGGCCGGGCCAGCGGAGGCGGGGCGAACCGCUGCCCUAUUGCGUGGCGGUGACUCACAGCUCCCGCCCCUUUUUGCUUUGCUCUCUUGCGGCUCGUUCCUCGUACCACGUGCUUUCCUGGCCGCUCCCCCAGCUGCCUGUUGGAAGCCGCUGUAAAAUGUCGUGAGGGGCGUUGCCGCUUUACGGUUGCCUCUCCCAGACCAGAGCCCGGGAGCGCCCACCGCCGUCAGCCGCGACUGCUGGAGUCAGCCCGGCGCAGAGUGCGAGGCCCGGCGUACCACUGUCUUCCCCUUCGCGCCCUUCUGGCCCCCGGCGAUGUGACUCCGAGGAGGCCGUGGUGCCCCCUGGCCCGGGGUUGAGACGGGCGGCAGGUGCCUGCGAGGCGGGCGGGUGCUGGGGGCCAGCAGGAUGGAGGAAAGCAUGGAAGAGGAGGAGGGGGGCAGCUACGAGGCGAUGAUGGAUGACCAGAACCACAACAACUGGGAGACCGCUGUGGAUGGCUUCCGGCAACCCCCACCACCCCCUUCGUCGAUCCCAGCUCCUGUCCGAGAGCCUCCGCGGGGGCAGCUGCUGGCGGUGCCAGCGGUCUCGGUGGACAGAAAAGGCCCCAAGGAAGGGCUCCCGUUGGGGCCGCCGCCACCGCCGGAGCCUAAUGGGGUGAUCAUGAUGUUGAAGAGCUGCGACGCGGCGGCCGCCGUGGCCAAGGCGGUCCCCGCCCCCACCCCCAGCUCCACCAUCAACAUCAACACCUCCACUUCCAAGUUCUUGAUGAAUGUUAUAACUAUCGAAGACUAUAAGAGCACAUACUGGCCAAAAUUGGAUGGUGCCAUAGAUCAGCUUUUGACCCAGAGUCCUGGAGACUAUAUCCCCAUCUCCUACGAACAGAUUUACAGUUGUGUGUAUAAAUGUGUAUGCCAGCAGCACUCGGAACAGAUGUACAGUGAUCUGAUUAAAAAGAUUACUAAUCACUUAGAGAGAGUCUCAAAGGAGCUGCAGGCCAGCCCUCCUGAUCUCUAUAUCGAAAGAUUUAAUAUAGCUCUUGGACAAUAUAUGGGAGCCUUGCAGAGCAUUGUGCCUCUUUUCAUAUAUAUGAAUAAGUUUUACAUCGAAACCAAGCUUAACAGAGACUUAAAAGAUGACCUUAUAAAGCUGUUUACGGAACAUGUUGCAGAAAAGCACAUUUACAGCCUAAUGCCUUUACUUUUAGAAGCCCAGUCGACACCGUUUCAGGUCACACCUUCCACUAUGGCAAAUAUCGUGAAAGGCCUGUACACUCUCAGACCAGAGUGGGUGCAGAUGGCCCCGGCUCUGUUUUCCAAGUUCAUCCCGAACAUCCUCCCCCCCGCGGUGGAGUCCGAACUCUCCGAGUACGCCGCGCAGGACCAGAAGCUGCAGCGGGAGCUCAUGCAGAACGGUUUCAUGAGAGGUGACCAGUCCCGGAAGAGAGCGGGGGAUGAGCUGGCUUACAACAGCUCCUCAGCGUGCGCGAGCUCCAGGGGGUACAGAUAGUGAACGUGCUGCGUGUGCUUUCCUCCCGGAAACAAGGACGCGCCGGAGCCGCCGCGGAGACUGUACCCGGGGCGCAGCGGGCCCUGCCCGCCGGAGCUCCGUCUCACAGCUGUUCUUGGAAGAGGACGUCGGACUUCUCACUCUGACUUGUAAUUUUAAAAAACAAAAAACUAACAAGAAAACUGUCGGUUGCUGCUAGACUUGGGGCUGAUUUUGAAAUGGGCUAAUCCAUCUGUAGAUUCUGUGAGGGACAGGCACCUUGAAAAGGGAUGUUUUUAUAGGCGAAACCCGGCGGCCCAAAUCAGCAGCUUUCUCCAAAAACGUAAGCGCGGAAGAAUUGUUUUUAAGCACUGUUUCACUCCCUCGUGGGCCUGGCACUCGGCACACCGGUUUCACACGUCAAGAUUCCUUUUGCUUUCAAGUCAAGCAGAUCAUUACGAUACAGUGUUUCUCACCCAUAACCAAACAGACCCCUUUGAGAGAGUUGGUCUUCGUGUAGCAUUAGAAAGUCCCGUGAGAGGAAACUGCUCACCCUGCUUUUGCUCUUCCUUCCCCCCCGUUAGCUCACAACUCUUUUCUCCUCUGUGCCUUGAGCUCUGUGCACUUUGCAGCUCUGUGACCGUGCGGUCAGACUCACACCUGCGUCCCGAAAAGGUGGGUGGUGUCACAGACUCACCCCCCGUGAGAUGUCAGGUAUGACUUCGCAGUGGGGCGCUGAGCGGGUGGGCGACAGAACCCUGUCGCGUGUGGAUCGGAUUCCCCCGCCUCCCGUGGCACACCCGUGUCAUUGCUGGGGACCAGCUCUCGCAGAACAUUGCCAUUCCCCCUCGCACCGCACACGGCGCACCGGCUGCUGGAGCGUCGGCGUCGCGCUGCUUCAGGGGCAGCCAGUGCUCUGGCCCCGAGGCCCCCCCUUGAUGUUGGGGGUCAUCCAGCAGUAAGCUGGCUCCCGUGAUGCUCUAGGAGGCAGACAGGUUAUUGCAUCCGAGGAUCAUCAGUGGUGUGGGACCCUUGAUCCGUUUAAUUUUAAAUGGGUCAGAGAAGUACUUUAAGUCUGCAGUCUGCAUCUUUUAUUUUUUUCAUUUUUAAAAAUUUUUAUUUAUGUUUUGAGUCCAGCAGGGAAGCAGCACUGCUGUUGUAAGCCCCCCCCAGCGGUGGCAGAGCCGUGUUCUCUGUUUCUCUGCACCCGCAGUGCUGUUUGGGUCCUGUUCAGACUCGGAAGCUUAUUCUGGUUCUUGGAAGGCAAAGAAAAAUAGAUGUGGUAAAAGAAAAAAAUUUUUUUCCUCAGUUCUGUGUGAAUCUAAAAGGUGAGCAUUCAGCGAGUCCGUGAGGCCGUGUCAGACUAGUAUUUACUCUCGGAGAAGUCAGGGCGGGAAAGGGAGACGUUGGGGACCCUGUCACACCUCCGACGAGCAGGUGUUCCCCGAGGGCUGUCUCUGCCGGCAUGGUCUGUCCUUCUUGGGGGGAAGGGGAGGGCGGGAGCCCUGGAAGUGUGCUCCUGGGAGCAAGUGCGUCAUCUGCCAGAAGUCCUGUGUUUGUAAAAUGACUCUCCAGAGAGGCAAAAGUAAAGGUGGUGAGAUUCAUUUUUUAAAGUACUUAGUCAGCCAGAGUUGGUGGAGUCUGUGGAGGACUUGAGUUAGGCUCAUGAGCUCUGUGUAGUGGAUUGUGCUGAUAAACGCUGAACGACUGGGAGGGGUGUGGGCCCUCACCGGCCUUGUGUAGUUUGGUUCGCUGCACCAGGGACAUCCCAGUACCAAGGGGAAGUUCCGUUUUACCACGAAGGCCAAAUUUUAUUUUUUCAGUGGAAUGUUGCUGCAGGCUUAUAAAUAACACCUGCGACUAAAGUCUCUCCGGGAUGGUUUUAAUAUUUCUGCAAGGAAUAAAAUUGGAAUUUUUAAAAAAUGGUUCAGUAUUUUAAUAAUAUACCCAAAUGCUUUUUCUGGGAGAGACUGUUCUUUGGCCGACAACAGAACUUUCUCUAUAAAAGCAUUGUAUUAUGAUACGAAUUGGCAUUAAAAUCUUUGGAUGUAUUUGCAUUAUUAAGUUAAUGGAGAAAAAUUUUAUAUUGUCUUCUUUUAUUAUUAUAACAUGUAUGUGAACAACACGUCAGCAGAAUCUGUAGAGUUUAGUUUCCCUGAGCUUUGUGCAGUGAGCGCAGCCAGGCCCGGGCCCAGCUCGGUACUGCAGAGCUGUGGUGGGCCAGGCGCCGGGGCGGGGCAAGCCCACCUCCUCCCAGCGCCCCUGACUGUCGGCUGUCGGCGCUCGUCCGCACCCCCGAGGCACGUGGCAGUAGGAGGGAUCUAUUUCUGUAUUUCAAGGCAGAGUGACCUUGCCUAUUUCAUUGGGAUUCUUAACCAAAUUCUCACGUUUCAACAUGAGAAGAAGUAGGAUUUGUCCUCCAUUUGGUUUUGAUGAAGCAUUGUGUGCCAGAAAGUAUUUUCUCAUGUUGACUUGUGUUCUCGCCAGUUGGAGUGUAUAGUUUCUCCCCCUGUGAAAUCCCGGCCUCUGUGGGCUGGGUCAGAACAUCAGCCACGCGGGCUGUUCCCUGGUGUGUCGGCACACGCAGUCAGUUUGGCUCAGCUGCGGGGGUGGGGGGGGGCCCCGGAUGUGGCCUCUCCCUCCCAAGGGAGCCGGUUCAGUCCCACUGAGAUGUGACGUCAGUCCCACUGAGAUGUGACAUGGAAGAGCGUCAGCAGGUGACAGCUGGUUGGAGAGAUGGUGCGUGUUUUAAAGUUUGGCCCCAAUCUUCAGUAACAAUGCCGUCUUGUGCCCUCUUGUCACAGAUGCACCAGCCCAGCACACCUUUGGUGUCCUCUGGGGACAAAAGCAAACCCUGAAGUUCUUAGGGAGAGUCAGUGAGAAGAACACCAACCUGGACGCAGGGGUUGUGCGUUAGUACAUUUGUGGAAAGGUUACAUGUUUUCUGUCCCUCUCACAAGUUUGAGGCAGCUGCCCUCCGUUUCUUUGGGGUGUAGGAUGAGAGCUGAUCUGUGGGUGAGAGAUUGCAGAAGAACGAUGCCCAAGGCCAAGGCCAAGGCCAGCAACGCCGCCCGCGCGUCCCCAGCGCUGCAGCCCCACAGAGCUGCCAGUCCCCUUGCUACACGCUUUCUGUCGGGUUGCAGAUUUGCACACACAAAGAAUUCCUCAGGAAGAGUUUGCACAUGCAUCACCUCGCAAUGUUCUGUACAGACUGAGCAGGGAUUUGAACGUCCUUCAGCACAAGGAGAACUUCAGAGCGGCUGUUGGUGCCUGCGUGCCAGCAGAGCUCCUGGCCACCCAGCGGACAGCUCGCUUCCUGCGGCCGUGAGCCGGAGCACCUGCGUCGGCGCCUUGGAUGAGCCUGUGGACUCCUCCAGAGCAACCUUCCAGGUCCGCCACCGUCUUAGCGAGGCCGGCUGUGUUUUCCUCUCUGUUCUUUCUGUUUCAUCUCAAUUGUGCGCAUGAUUAUCAUGCAAGAUGUAUUGCCCUUAAGCCCAAAGUCAGUUGUUUAAUAAGCAGGUAGUAUUAAAAUAACAUUGUUUUAGGAAUAUACACUAAUCUGAGAUAUUAAAAAACGUUACAACUAAAAACCAACACAAAAUAACCUACUUUUGCUAUCCAUUCAUUGUUUGGAUGUUUUGAGUUGAUUUUUUUUCCCCCCUAUGGUGUCUCAUUGAGCUUCAGAGUACUAUGUUUACUUUACUGCAGGUCUGGGCCCCUUAAGGGGACUUUGAAAUUUAAGAUCAGAAUGUGAAUUCCUUGACUGAUGCUUAUAAGAGGUGUAUAGGGCCUUUUUGUGUGUGAUUACUGUUCUCAAUAUGAUUGCAUAAGAUGAAGUUCAUGUUUAUCAGAAGUUAAAAUAGAGGUCCUAGAAGCUCAUGGAGAAAUGGCUUUUUGAUUAUUUUCAUUACCUUGUUGAAAUUUGCCCCAGUUUCUGGCCACUGGAAUACAGGGUGGGGCAAAAGUAGGUUUCUAGUGGUUGUUAUGGAAAAAUAAUACAAUAACUAAUCAGUAAUAGUACAGGAAUAAACUCAUGUGUUCCGCGUGCUCGCAACUGUAAACCUACUACUUUUUCCCCACCUUGUAUGUGAGAGGAACCCUCUUCUUGGGAAAGAAUGCUUUUCUGUCCCCACCGUUUAUUACCGUCAUUGACACUCCUCCGUUGGCUGAGACCCUGCUCUGAGCCUCUGUCCACAGCGGGUGGUGCGAGCGCACACACUGUUCCUGCUUGUGCUGGCGCAGUGGCCACGGGGAGAACUCGGAAAGGGCUACUCGGGGGUGCGCUCUCGCGAGACCCCGCUGUGCGCGGCGCCCCUGCCGGGUGGAAGUUGUCUUCAUUUCUGGUUGGACCGGAUUGUCGAGAAAAAUGUUCAUGGCUUACAAGUCUGGGUGAAUUCUGUGGUUUGAAAAAAAUAAAUAUUUUCUAUUGAUUCCCAGAUGUCAUUUUAAUGUUGUGACUCUGUACUAAACUCAGCGAGACUGGAGAGUCUCUUCGAAGGGUGUGUUCUGUUAAACAGAUGACGAUUUAAUCGCUCACACAAGGCCUGUUUGCCGGCAUCACAGCUGUGCAGGUCGUGGGGAGCUGUGGCUGGAAACGGGGGUGCUCGUGAGUGAAGGGGAGGGGUCAAGGCGGACAGGAGGCUUGGCUCCCCCACCAGCACAGCUGGAGCCUCCGCAAAGCAGUGAAAUCUAGGCUCUGGUGCUGCUCGUUUUUGGAAAGCAGGGGGCCACUUCGAACGAGGUGUUCUGUGCAUCAGCCUUUCACAAGUCCGAGAAAAACUCCCUGACCGGAGGUUCAAAGCCACUGACUCUGGUUUUGACCUUUGACUUUGCUGGUUUUGCAUCAGUCCUGCCGUAUUAGGGUAUAAACCAUCACUCUAAAACAUUGCAGUUCAUGAAAUAAAGACAGAUGUGCUUGGC